AUUUCAGCUUCACUCUUUUUCAUUCAGCUAUUGCAAAUCAACAAUAAUUUCACAAAUACAAUCAACUCUCAACAAAAUCAUAUGGCGUUGAACUUCAUCAAUUCAGCUAUCUAAAUCCAAAGCUGAAUAGAAAUGACGAACAAUAUUUUGGCGCUGUUCACAUACAACGUAUUUUCCAAGGAACCCAGUGGAGCUGCGGCGUUUACCCGUAUUCGAUCGCAGCACAAAACAUUCAAUCCACUCAACACAUACACGAACGACGUCGUCUCGCUCGCGUUCUCGUUCGUAUAUGCUCGUGUCAUCGUCGCCGUAGUAGUUCUCGUAGUCGUUGCUGCUGUCGCUGUCGUUCACAUUUUGUUGGUUCGUUCGUUGUUCGUUCGUCUUCUCCUCCGUUCCGUUUGUCGUGUGUGCGGGUACAAAAUGGCUGAACACCAACUGCGAUUGAAGUCGUCGUGAAGGAUUUUUCUAAUGUGUCACACACAAGUCAUAAUAGCUCCGCAUAGAAAAUUUAUAAAAAAAAUUUUCUUUUAUUAUAAAAAAUAAAUAAAUAAUUUAUAUUUCCCCAACAUAACGGGAAAUAAAUAAAUCAAUCAAAUAUUUAUUAAUUACUACCAAGUGCAUGAUUUAUAUUAAUUAAUUUAAUUAAAUUACUUUGGACCAAAAAUCGCAUCAAAUCAAAACAACAAAGACUGUGUUUCGAAAAAAAUCGAAAAAUUAAAAAAAACAAAAAACCUGCAUACAAAAUACAAAAAAAUAAAAUUUGUAUUGGAAUGAAUUUCAAUUGAAACAUGGACGCAUACAAACCACACACAUAGGAGCCUUAAAAAAGAAGACAAAAAAACAGUAUUGCACUUUCUCAUUUCAAUAAACAAAACCAAUAUCUGAAAAGCUUAGCUUUUUAAAAAAUAUUGCAAACAAUACAAAAAACACCUUAAGGAGAAGAAGAAGAACAAACAACUUUUAAAUCAAACUUAAUCCAUCUAAAGAUAUUAUUUGCAUAUCAAAUAACUUCGAAUCAAUUAAAAAACAAAGACAUACAAGUCUCGGAAUUUAUACAUGUUGUAUAUGAAAUCCAAAACACAAAGCAAUCACAAGAUAUCAAAAUCAACAACAACAGCAACAGCAUUAAAACAUCUAGAGACUACAACUAGAGAAAGAGGACAAAAUAAAGCAAUUUUAAUGUAUAUUAGUAACAAUAGUGGCAUGGCUACCUUGUUACAACAAAAGAACUGUAUGAAAACUCUCACAAAUGGCGGUGGUGUCUCUAAUCCAACCAAUAGCAAUGUAUCAUCAUCAUCUGGCGGAUCCACCGUCAUUAAUGGUCCAUCUGCGUCAAUCAAUGCAAAUGGUACCAAUACCAUAGUCACACAUCAUCAUAUCCAUAAUCAUCAUUCGGGGAGCAUUAUGAAUGCAACAACACAACAAACCCGAAUGUUGAGACCGCACGAAAUGGUCAGCAUACCGAUUGGCAGCAUUGUAUCAACUGUUGGCAGCGGUAAUGGCAAUGGCAAUGGUAGCGGUAGCGCAACACAGGGUGCUUUUCUCGUCACUGGAUAUCAAACGACAUCUCAUCAUCAUACUAAUCAUCAUAAUAAUAAUCAUCAUAGUCAGCCAUUGACUGAUCUGAGUGUAUUUACAAGCAGUAGUCAACAACAUAAAAGUAUGUAUAGCCAUAGUAAUCAGCAACAACAUUACAAUGCCUCCUCGUCCUCAGUCACAGCAGCGGCGACAACAACAGCAUCAGGAACCACCACACAAACUCGAUACUUUUCACAAUUUAGCAAUAAUCACCACCAACAGCACCCACAUCAUCAGAAUGAGCUGAAUAGCAUUCUAUAUCCAGUAUCGACGACGUCCUCUGGCACAAAUACCGUCAACAGGAUCGUUUCGAGUAAUCUUCAUUCAGCAUCUUCACCCGCCGCCACAGCCAAUAGCAAUUCGAAUCUUCAUUCGAAUGCAUACAACACAAUUGUGAAGCAAGAGCUUCACCCACCGAACUCCUCUUCUUCAAAUCAGCUUCCUCACCUGCAAAUUAAUCAGCCUGCUAUCAAAACCGAGCCGCAAUUUGAUGAGCAGCGGGUCAAUGGAGAUAAGGAACUGCAGACUUUUAUACCAAAUGGUAAUCUUCCUUCCACCAACCUUCCCAAUGGAAAUGCUACUGAACAAGAAGUUGCAACUCCACCAGCUGUAAUAGAAGAAGCAGAACCAGAACCAGAGAUUGAUAUAGUUAUAAAUAAUGUUGUGUGCUCGUUUAGCGUGCGAUGUCACUUGAAUUUGCGUGAGAUCGCAUUGCAAGGUUUCAAUGUGGAAUUUCGACGUGAGAACGGUAUGGUUACUAUGAAAUUGAGGCGUCCAUAUACAACGGCUUCAAUCUGGUCAUCGGGACGUAUAACAUGUACUGGUGCUACAUCCGAGGAUCAGGCUAAAAUUGCGGCUCGCCGCUACGCACGUUGCCUUCAGAAAUUGGGAUUUAGAGUACGCUUUAAUAAUUUCCGGGUUGUAAAUGUUUUGGGCACGUGUAGUAUGCCAUUUGCCAUUAAAAUUGUCAACUUUUCGGAGAAAUACAAAAAGGAAGCUAGCUACGAGCCUGAAUUGCAUCCUGGUGUAACAUACAAGUUACGAUACCCUAAGGCCACAUUGAAGAUCUUUUCAACUGGAAGCAUUACUGUUACUGCUGCCAGUGUGGCAAACGUUCAAGCUGCCAUAGAACACAUCUUUCCUCUGGUUUAUGAGUUUCGUAAAAAACGUACUCCCGAAGAAUUGGAAAUACUGAGACUUAAACAACAACAACAACAACAGCAACAUCAUGUUGAAGUCGACGAUACCGAUGCCGAAACUGUUGUACAUUCCCCGCCUUCAGCCAAAAGAAAACGAAGAAGAAACGAUGGUGAUAAUCAAGAAGAAGAUGUCGAUGAUCCUACUACUGUGACCGAACCAAAUGCCACAGAUGAUAUUAUAAUGGUCUCAGAGUAUGAUGAUCCAGAAGACUUGAUCGAAGGUCCUGACGACGAAGAUGAUGAUUUGUAAGUGCGCACUACAACAUUCUGUGUGGCGCAAAUUGGCUUGCAAUUGCAAUUAUCACUAAAUAAAAUUUAAAAAAAUAAAUCACCAUCAACAAAACUUCCUUACUCACAAUUUAUAAAAAAUAUAAAUGCAAUUAAAUACCAAAAUAAGCAACAAAAUUAAACAUCUACGAGAAUACCAGCUAACAUGAUAGUAGGGAAACAAAAAAAUCAAAUGUUUUUGCUUUUAUAAUGAAAAAAUAUUUAAAAAAAGGUAUGUCACAAGGACAUAUUUGGAACAAGGAACUUAAUAGGGAAUCAACAACUAUUUUCAAUUUUGAGAUAAAUAAUGUAACUGACAUUAAAAAAAAAAACAAAAAACAAUACAUAUAUAUACAAUACAUAUAAAGGAUUUUAAUGAUUUUAGCAAGAAAGAAAAAAAAAACUGAAAACAAAAAUAUGUAAUGCGAAACAUAAAAGAGCGAUUCAUGCUUAAAACAUAAACAAUGACAUAUGUCUUCAUAUAAAAAAAAUUUCCUGCUAUUUGCCAAAAAUUAUUAAAAAAAAAAACAAAACAAAUAACUAGAUGAUAGCAUUUCGUUGAUGAUAUCGUGGAGCUAUAAAUAUUAACUUUAAGAUUUCGGCGCGCUUUGCUUUUAUAUCAAAAUAAUUUAGGAGAAACAAAAUACAUAAUGAGGAAGCAAAUAAAAAAAAACGUAAAUACAUACAUAUAUAAAUAAUAAUAAUAAAAAAAAACAUAAAUAAAUAAAAGAAAACCACCGUCAGAGAUAAAUAAUUUAAUAUUAAAUUAUUUAUAUCAAGUGUUUUAAGUUAUUGUUACUACUAUUAUAUUACUAUUAAUUAAUUAUUAUUAUUAUUUUAUUUUUAUUUUUUUUUUUUCAAUUAAUGUUAUAUCCAAUAACAUUUAACUUUAUCUUAUCUGGUCACAUACAAACCAAUAACUUAAUUUUUCCUUUUGUUAAUAUAUUUUUUCUUCUCAUUACAAACAAACAAAAAAAAACAACAAAAAAAAACAUAAACAAAUUACUAUCAAUAUCGAAAACUGUAACAAAAAAAAAAUAAAUAAAAAAAAAACUGCAAUCAAAUUCAAAACAUUUUUUCUGCAUAAAGAACAAAAAAACAAAAGGCAAUGCAAAUCAUCCUAACAGACAAAUAAUUUAUGUUUAUAUAUUGUUCCUCAUGUUUAGUAAAUUAAAAAAGAAAAAUAAAUUAACAAAAAAAAAAAAAUAUA
This is a messenger RNA of Episyrphus balteatus (marmalade hoverfly), 4254 nucleotides long. RefSeq lists its product as uncharacterized. Gene Ontology annotation, molecular function: general transcription initiation factor activity; DNA binding. NCBI's taxonomy places the organism in Eukaryota, Metazoa, Arthropoda, Insecta, Diptera, Syrphidae. The transcript is spliced from 5 exons. Gene Ontology annotation, biological process: DNA-templated transcription initiation. The record is from RefSeq and is a predicted model, not a curated record. The coding region runs from base 1057 to 3027 and encodes 656 amino acids.